Molecule: messenger RNA, 877 nt
Organism: Leptosomus discolor (cuckoo roller)
Lineage: Eukaryota; Metazoa; Chordata; Aves; Leptosomiformes; Leptosomidae
Source: RefSeq, a predicted model, not a curated record
GCUGUGGAAGAGUUACUUAAAGAGGCAAAACGUGGGAGAACCAGAGCUGAAACAAUGGGAGCUAUGGGUUGGUUGAAAUGUCCUCUUGCUGGUACAAAUAAAAGAUUUCUUAUUAAUACCAUCAAAAACACAUUACCAUCUCAAAAAGAACAAGACCAAGAACGUGAGCAAAAGGAAGACAGUAAGGAGCCAGAGCCAAACAAAAGCAGGAAAGAAGAAAAACCAAAGAAACGCAGAAUUCACCCGUAUACACCCAGCUUUCAGUCCAGAAGGAGAGUCAGCUAUUCUCCUCCAAGGCACCGAAACAGGAACCAGCACACAAAGGAUAAGCAUGAAAAGCGAUCAAGCAAACGAUGAGGAGAGGGGAGUGACGAGUAUGUGUUGUUACAAGCCAGGAAUGUCAUGAAGUGUCGGUCUGCAGGGAUGUCUCAGUUUUUCAGGAAAGGAUGCUGUUCAAAAUUGGAUUUUGAACCGAGUUGCUUAUGUGAGAAGUAACCUUGAGGUAGCUUUAGAAAACUUUUCUUUGGGACCUUUAAGAGAAAGCAAAGUGCAGCAUCAAUCUUUGAGUCGUUUUAGAAAAGACAUUCCUUUCCCUUUGCUCCAUUCCUCUCUCCCCUUCUGACUAAGCUUAGGGUCUUGGUGAUGGAGCGUGAUGCGUGUGUCACUGUCCGAUACAACUCGUUUAGUCAUGUCACUCUUUUGGAGAUAAAUUUGAAUUAAGCAGAAAUCUAUUUAUUGUGUAAAGUUGGCAGAACUUCUUUGCUGCUAAGCAAUGAAGAAGUUUUGUGUGUUUGGGUUAGUUUAGUUUUACAGAACCUAGAAUAAGGGAAAGCUGGUCAGUGCCUGGCCAAGCACAUGCGUUUUGUAUAGAAUAUAA